Harpegnathos saltator (Jerdon's jumping ant) is the source of this 1228-nucleotide messenger RNA. RefSeq names its product trans-1,2-dihydrobenzene-1,2-diol dehydrogenase. The record is from RefSeq and is a predicted model, not a curated record. Gene Ontology annotation, molecular function: nucleotide binding. The transcript has 5 exons. NCBI's taxonomy places the organism in Eukaryota, Metazoa, Arthropoda, Insecta, Hymenoptera, Formicidae. Bases 111 to 1100 code for a protein of 329 amino acids.
AUUUUAAGGUUGUGUGAAAGUCAACGAGCUUGAUAUAAGCAACGCCUAUUCGACAAAUGGUCAGUACACUCGAAAGUGUCUUGUGAUAAACGUCUUGCUGUCACACCAAUAUGGCUACUCGGUGGGGAAUCGUCAGCGCGGGACUGAUCUCGCAUGAUUUUGUCACGGCGAUGAACAGUUUACCGAACGACGAACAUGUUGUGGUUGCUGUCGCGGCGCGAAAUUUGUCGCACGCGGAAGAUUUCGCGAAGCAACAUAAUAUUCAAAAAGCCUACAAUGACUAUGAGCAGUUGGCCAAAGAUAAAGACAUUGAAAUUGUGUACAUCGGCGCGAUCCAUACUGAGCAUUAUAAAUUGGCGAUGAUGAUGCUAACUGAAGGUAAACACGUGCUGUGUGAGAAACCGAUGACGAUGAAUCCAAUAGAUACGACGAAAUUAAUUACAUACGCAAGAAACAAAAACUUGUUCUUAAUGGAGGGAGUGUGGAGCCGAUGCUUCCCCAUCUAUGACAAUAUAAAGAAAAUGCUCGAAGCUGGUUGUAUGGGCGAUAUUCAUCAUGUGUCUGCCUCCUUUGGUUUUGAUCUUAUGGACGUAGAUCGAAUAACUAAAAAAGAGUUAGGCGGUGGUACAGUCCUGGAUCUUGGAAUUUAUUGCCUUCAGUUCGUAUCCAUGGUUUAUAACAACGAGAUGCCAGAGCGCAUAAUAACUUCUGGCUCCUUAAACGAGGACGGUGUCGAUAUAUCCAUGACCGCCAGUUUAUAUUAUAAGGAUAAUCGCUCCGCAACUAUUACAACAAGUGCCUUGGUCAACUUGCCAAACAAAGGAUACAUAUGUGGCGCCAAGAAUACAGUAGAGGUACCGACCUUUUGGUGCCCAACAAAGCUGAUCAUAGGAGAUACCACCAUAGACAAACCCUUACUGGAACUAAAAAAUGCUAAAUUCAACUUUAUAAAUUCUAUUGGUUUAGCUUAUGAAGCUGCAGAAGCUCGUGCUUGCAUUCAAAAAGGUUUGGUGGAAAGCCCACAUAUAACACACGACACAUCUUUAUUAUUGGCAAAACUGGAAGAGGAAAUUCUUAAAGCCUUGGGUGUUAAUUAUUGAGAAAAUGUUGCAAAGCUGCAUGUUAUUGCAAAGCAUAUAAUUUGAAUUUAUAAUAUUGUUAUAUGUACAAAUCAGUUUAAUUGAAUUGCAAAUGUUUAAUUGAAAAAUAAAGCCUUUUUUGCUAAAUA